Asparagus officinalis (garden asparagus) is the source of this 920-nucleotide messenger RNA. RefSeq names its product probable 2-oxoglutarate-dependent dioxygenase At5g05600. NCBI's taxonomy places the organism in Eukaryota, Viridiplantae, Streptophyta, Magnoliopsida, Asparagales, Asparagaceae. The record is from RefSeq and is a predicted model, not a curated record.
AUGCCCGUCCCACGGCGGUCCCCGCAGUCCGAAGAGGCGGGGAGGAGUGAGGAGGUCUGGGAGUUCUUCGGAGGUCCGGCUGAGGAGAAGGGGAGGUUUGGGAAUGACCCGGUGAGCUAUCAAGGGUAUGGGAGCAGGCUCGGAGUUGAGAAGGGGGCUGUUCUUGAUUGGGGGGAUUAUUUCUAUCUUGAGGUUUUCCCUGAGGGGAGGAGGGUGCUUGAGAAGUGGCCUGGCUCUUGCAGGGAUGCAACUGAGGAAUACAGCAACCAAGUCCUCAGCCUAUGCACAACCCUAACGAAGCUGCUCUCCAAAAGCCUAGGCCUGCACGAGGACUUCCUUCUGCAAAAGUUCGGAUCCGAACAUGUCCAAGCGGGUAUACGGGUGAACUACUACCCGAAAUGCCCGCAACCCGACCUCACCCUCGGCCUCUCGCCGCAUUCUGAUCCCGGUGGCCUCACCGUGCUGCUCGCCGACGAUGACGUGGAAGGGCUGCAGGUCCGCAAGGGCGAUAAGUGGGUGGUCGUCAAGCCCGUCGCCAAUGCGUUCAUCGUGAACGUCGCCGAUCAAGUUCAGGUGAUAAGCAAUGGGAUAUACAAGAGCGUGGAGCACCGGGUGACCACAAACUCAACCAAGGAUCGCCUCUCCAUAGCUUUCUUCUACAGCCCCAACAACGACGUCCCGAUCGAACCGGCACCGGAGCUCGUGUCGUCAGAGAACCCGGCCCAAUAUACUCGGACGACGUACAGAGAGUACAGGCUCUACAUAAGGAAGAAGGGGCCCAGUGGCAAGUCUCAGGUUGAGUCCAUCAAGGCAGCCGGGGAGGCAAAAAACUAGCGCUUGGGGUGAAUUGAAGUUAUAGUUUGUGAGCAUAAUUAAAUAAAGGAAAUUUUCUUUUCUAACUAGUAUGAAAGAGAACAUGG